AUUAAGCAUUUAUUGUCAUGGAAAGUGUAUUUAAAUUUUUAGGUGAAUUUGACUUUUUUUCGUAUAAGUACUAUAAAUAAUAAAAUAUCCUCGAGAGAUGGAAUUUUUCAUUGAAAAUUGAGAAUUCAGUUUCAAUGUCGAAUAAUUCCUUUCUUUAGGAAAUAAUAUAUUCUCCUUUAAGGAUUUUGUAUGUAAGGACUUUGUAAAUUAAUAAUAGGUAUAUAUAUUUGAGAAGAUCAUUGGAAAAAAAAUUCAUGAAAUAAAAUUGUUUCUUUAUUUAAUUUGAAAAUGGAAAUUGUUAUUGAAAAACAAGUGAAUAACUAUUAAAUAAGAACGAUUUGAUUUUGUUUCAAUCUGUCUAAUUUGGCAUCAUUUUAAUUUUUACGUGAAGCUCCGACACAUCGCUUUUAAUAUUAAACAUGUUUUUCUACUUAAUUGCAAUUGCGGCUGCUUUAUUCACUAUUUUUGGACUUUCCAGUUCGCGGAACUCGCUCCGCAACUUUUCAAGCAGAAGAUUAAAUCACAUAAUACAAGAAAUAUUCGGAAUAUUUUCAUCUCGUGAUGAAUACGUCGAUCAUCAUCGAAUUCUGGACGAAAUUGGAAGAGCCGAUGAAGAAUUGCUAAAAACAGACGGUGUUAUUGUCGAAAGAAGAACGGAAAUUUGUCAAAAUAUGGAAAAUUCAUCGGAAGAAAAACCUGCAAUACAAACGGAAUCUAAUGAAAGUUUUACUUUCGAUUACAGAAGAAGAAGACACGAUUCUUCGCGAGCAGUUGCUGAGGAAAGAUCAUCUUCUUUCGAAAGGGAAAGAAAUAAUGUUCUUGUUCCACAAGACAUGUGGAAUAUUUUGAAGAAAACGGCAGUUCCUGCAUCGGAGAGAAAGAAAGCUGAGUCCUUGUUUGAAGCACUUCUUCAAGAGACACUUAGAGAGAGUCAAAAAUUGAGAGACGAUAAUGUUGAGAAUGGAACUUUUAGUAACAAAACUCAAAUAAUUGGUGAAGCUACUUUCGAAAAAAUGAUGGAAGAACAAGCUCAAAAUGAAGGCAGAAAGGAUCAUCUCCAAAUGGAAUAAUUUUAUACAAAAAUAUAUUUUUAUAUAAUCAAUAUGCAAAAAUAAAGAUAAUUAUCA
Leptopilina heterotoma is the source of this 1127-nucleotide messenger RNA. RefSeq lists its product as uncharacterized. The record is from RefSeq and is a predicted model, not a curated record. The transcript is spliced from 4 exons. Lineage: Eukaryota; Metazoa; Arthropoda; Insecta; Hymenoptera; Figitidae. The coding region runs from base 420 to 1070 and encodes 216 amino acids.